Messenger RNA from Daphnia carinata, 1941 nucleotides. RefSeq names its product ubiquitin carboxyl-terminal hydrolase calypso-like (gene calypso). Gene Ontology annotation, molecular function: cysteine-type deubiquitinase activity. Bases 112 to 1692 code for a protein of 526 amino acids. Lineage: Eukaryota; Metazoa; Arthropoda; Branchiopoda; Diplostraca; Daphniidae. The transcript is spliced from 9 exons. Gene Ontology annotation, cellular component: cytoplasm. Gene Ontology annotation, biological process: ubiquitin-dependent protein catabolic process; protein deubiquitination. The record is from RefSeq and is a predicted model, not a curated record.
UGGAGUAGGAAAUGGUUUACAAUUGAAUUUGUUGUGCCAUAAAUAUUUUCAUUUAUUGACUUAUCAAGUUAAGAUGUUGAAUUCAAUUGCGUAAACUGAAAAUUUUGCAAUAUGCCGAUAGACAUCAAUGAUUUGUCAGAAGGCUGGCUUGAACUUGAAAGUGAUCCAGGAAUUUUCACCUUGUUACUGGAAGAUCUGGGUGCAUGUGGAGUCCAAGUAGAAGAAGUAUAUGAUUUGCAGAAACCCCUUGAUGGGGAUGCCCCUGUUUAUGGCUACAUUUUUUUGUUUCGAUGGAGAGAACGAUCCAGAAGAAAAACCAUUUUGGAUGCCGAGCAGUUUAUCAAAGAUGAAGCAGCCAUUAAUAAUAUGUUUUUUGCCCAUCAGGUGGUACCAAAUAGCUGUGCUACACAUGCACUGCUCUCCAUCCUUUUGAAUUGCCCACAGGUUACUCUAGGCCCCACACUAUCUAGAUUGAAGCUAGAUACUUCUGGUAUGAGUCCUGAUAAUAAGGGCUUAGCCAUUGGAAACACACCUGAGCUGGCAUUGGCACACAAUUCGCAUGCGGCUCCGGCGGUUGCUUGCGACAGAAACGAGCGUAAUGCCAACGUCCCUUCGUCAGGUCGAUUUAGUGCCGAAGCGUUUCACUUCGUCAGCUAUGUACCCGUCGACGGCCAACUAUUUGAGCUAGAUGGCUUAAAGCCUUUUCCAAUUGAUCAUGGACCCUGGGCUGCAAACGAAGACUGGACAGAGCUAUUUAGGCGUGUAAUACAAGAACGAAUCGGGUCAGCAACCGCUGGAGGUGAGCCCUAUCAUGAUAUCCGGUUCAGCCUUAUGGCUGUCGUUCCGGAUAAACGAUUGGCGGUCCGCCAGAGAUUAAAUCUGUUAAAAACAAACAGGAAAAUUGUUUUAGAUGCCUUACGACAAUUGACAUUGCUCUCCGGUGGUCCCAGAGAAACUGGGAGAGAAACGCCAAGUGAUAAGGCCUCCGGCGAAGAAUACAGAAAUACUGAAAUGGAAGCCGAGAAUCCUUCGUUCGAAAUGCUGGCAAUCCAAACAUCUCCGAAUUUAAUUAGCAAUUACAGUACAGACACCGCAUCAGAAUCAGGAUCAGCUUUUAACUCUCCUAAUCUGAUUCAGCCACAACCAACGAGCACCGAUCUAGCAAACAGUAAUUUUGUCAAGGAUUUCAGUCGGCUUGUCGUCGUUAAAAUGAGCGCCCAAACAGCUGAUUUGGUGGGAGACGCGGUCGCCAGCAAAACCGAAAAUCUUUUAUUGAGAGCUAAUGACGAUUCUCAACCAUUAUCAGACCGUAUCAGCAGCUCUAGAAGUGGAAUGAUAGAGAUGGAUACAAAUAUUACUGCAGAACGGAAAAACCAACAACAGCGUUUUGGACCUUGUGAUUUAAUGGCUCUUCUCAAAAGUUUGGAAAAAGAAAUUGAUACGUAUGAAGUUCUUCUUGCUGAAGAGAUAGAAAAACGAAAAAAAUACCGGGUUGAUGAUUGUCGCCGCACCCAUAAUUAUGACGAAUUUAUUUGCACGUUUCUUUCCAUGUUAGCAGAGAGAGGAACGUUGGCUUCACUUGUCGAGCAGCAUACAACCAGAAGAAAGCGAUCGCACAGGAGUAGUCCUGGUACAGAAUCACCUAAUGGGCGCCAUAAGAAAGGCCGUUCUCGAUACAAACGCCGCCGAUAGACUGCUGUGUUGCAAGACCAUCGACCCCCUUCCUUAAACAUAGGGAAUCAUUCGUCCUCGACAUUGUACAUUCUUUUUCAAUGCAUCUGCGUUGGAUGUUAUCCUUAAUAUUGGUCUCAACUGCCAGUCUGACUGAUGUCGGUCGCCGAGACCGAUGAUGCUUGCUCGCUAAGCCCAUAUACUACAAUUUAUGAACUGCCGUUUGUUUACUCGAUUCGCUGCGUAAAAAUAAAUCAAACUUCGUAAUAA